AUGGCGCGCCUCCCGGACGUCGACGCCGCGUUCGCCGCGGAGGUGCCGCACCCGGCGCGGACGUUCCCGUUCGCGUUGGAUUCGUUCCAAAAAGAAGCCGCGUACAGGCUCGAGCGCAACGAGUGCGUGUUCGUCGCCGCGCACACGUCCGCGGGGAAGACCGUCGUCGCGGAGUACGCGUUCGCGCUCGCGUCGAAGCACUGCACGCGGGCGAUUUACACGUCGCCGAUUAAGACGAUCUCGAACCAAAAGUUUCGCGACUUCACGAAGGACGGGUUCGACGUCGGCUUACUCACCGGGGACGUCUCGAUCCGACCGGAAGCGCCGUGUCUGAUCAUGACGACGGAGAUCCUUCGCAGCAUGCUGUACCGAGGCGCGGACCUCAUCAGGGAUGUGGAGUGGGUCAUUUUCGACGAGGUGCACUACGUGAACGACGCUGAAAGAGGCGUGGUCUGGGAGGAAGUCAUCAUCAUGCUCCCCGAGCACGUCGGCUUGGUCUUGCUCUCCGCGACCGUGCCGAACGUGUGGGAGUUCGCGGACUGGGUCGGACGCACGAAACGGAAGAAGGUGUACGUCACCGGCACGACGCGUCGGCCGGUGCCGCUGGAGCAUAUGCUCUACUUCGGAGGCGACUCCGAGGAGGAUUUCUACAAGGUCGGCGAACGCGAGGCGUUCCUCCCGGCAGGGUACAAAAAAGCCGCGGACGCGCUGAAUAAGAGCAAGAAAAAACCACCAGGCGGCGCGGGCGCGGCCCCGCAAGGCGGACCAGGCGCGGUCGCCGCCGCCGGCGCGCGCGGGAGAGACAAGUCCGUGUGGACGGAGCUGAUCAGGAACUUGGAACGACGCGAUCUCCUCCCGAUGGUCGUCUUCGCGUUCAGUAAGCGGCGGUGCGACACGAUGGUCGACUCGCUCACGGGGUUGGAUCUCACCGGGGGCGCGGAGAAACACGAGAUUCACGUGUUCUGCGAGCGCUGCCUCUCGAGACUGUCGCCGCCGGAUCGUAAGCUCCCGCAGGUGCUUCGCGUCCGGGAGUUGCUGAGGCGCGGCCUGGGCGUGCACCACGCCGGCCUUCUGCCGAUCGUGAAGGAGAUCGUCGAGAUGUUAUUCUGCCGAGGGCUUUUGAAAGUUCUGUUCUCCACGGAGACGUUCGCGAUGGGCGUGAACGCCCCGGCGCGGUCGGUGUGUUUCCAAGAUUUACGGAAACACGACGGGAGCGAAUUCCGAGGGAUACUCCCGGGGGAGUACACGCAGAUGGCCGGCCGAGCGGGUCGACGCGGGUUAGACCCCGUCGGGACCGUGAUCAUCGCGGCGUGGGACAACUUCCCGACCGAGUCUGUAGUUCGUAACUUACUCGCCGGCAAGGCGACGAAGCUCCAGUCGCAGUUCCGGUUAACGUUCGGGAUGAUCCUGAACCUGAUGCGCGUGGAGGAUCUGCGCGUGGAGGAUAUGCUCGCGCGGUCGUUCGCGGAGUUCCACGCGCAGCGCGGGGUGAUGGAUAAGAGAGCCGGUCUGGCCCUCGACGUCGCGGCGUUGAAGCGCGUGAACCACCUCGCCGCGGAGGAAGAAGCGUCGGACAUCGUCGGAUGGGCCGCCGCGGAGGCGCACGAGCACGCGAGCGCGGCGGUGAGGCACGCCGCGGCGGAGGUUAGAGCAGCGGUGCUGACGAGCAAAGGCGGGAUCGCCGCGAUGACCGCGGGGCGGGUGUUGUUGAUCGCCGGCGGCGGCGGGGACAUCGACAAGCACGGGGCGUUGUUGCGAAUCAAAGGGGGCAAACGCGGCGGCGGCGGAAGCGAAGACGCUCGAAUAGAAGGCCCGAUGCCGCCGUCGCUGCCGUGGCGGCUCUCGUCCGCGGGCAUGGACUACCUCGUCCGCGCGGUCCCGUUCGACUCCGUCCUCGCCAUCACGGAAGCGAAAAUACCCGUGGAACAAGGCGCGUUGCUCGAGGCGCCGACGGAUGGCUCCUCGCCGCCGCCCGCCGCCGCCGCCGCCGCCGCGCGCGCGCUGUCCGCGCUCGAGAAGACGCUAUCGAACGGUUCACCCGCCGCGCUUCACCCGGUGAAAGACCUGAAACUCGCGGACGUCGCCGCGGUGGAGCUUUGCCACGAGCACUCGCGCCUCGUGUCUCGGCUCCCGCCGUUGCCGCCGCUCAGGGCGUGGCACGCGCUUCUCGACGCGCGGCGCGAGCUGCAGAAACGCGUGGACGACGCGGAGUACAACCUCAGCGACGCGAACCUCCAGCAGAUGCCGGACUUCGAGACCAGGGUCCAAGUGUUACAAACCAUGGGGUACCUCGACGAGGAUCGCACGGUGACGCUGAAGGGACGCGUCGCGUGCGAGAUCGCCACCGGGGACGAGCUCGUGGGCACGGAGAUCAUCUUCGACGGCGUCUUACGCGACCUCCCACCAGAAGAAGCCGUCGCCGUCCUCGCCGCGCUCGUGUUCCAGGAGAAGAACGCGUCCGCGCCGGAGCUUCACGGGUCGCUCCUGGAAGCGUGCGAGCGCUCGAAGGAGCUCGCGUUUCUCGCCGGGGAGGAGCAGCUCAAGAAAGGCCUCGCGAUCGCCCCUGAUGAAUACGUCACGACGACGCUUCGUUUCGGACUCACCGAGGUCGUCAACGAGUGGGCGAAAGGAACGCUGUUCUCGGACAUCUGCACGAUCACGGACGUCCAGGAAGGGAGCAUCGUACGAACGAUCGUGCGCCUGGACGAGAUGUGCAGGGACGUUCGAAACGCGGCUCGAAUAAUGGGCGACUCGGCGUUGUACGAGAAAAUGGAGCAAGCGUCCGCGGCGAUCAAGCGGGAUAUCGUCUUCAGCGCGUCCCUGUACGUCGCGGGGGCGUGA
Molecule: messenger RNA, 2841 nt
Organism: Micromonas pusilla CCMP1545
Lineage: Eukaryota; Viridiplantae; Chlorophyta; Mamiellophyceae; Mamiellales; Mamiellaceae
Exons: 4
Coding region: 1-2841 (946 amino acids)
Biological process (GO): nuclear-transcribed mRNA catabolic process, 3'-5' exonucleolytic nonsense-mediated decay
Cellular component (GO): Ski complex
Molecular function (GO): RNA binding; ATP binding; RNA helicase activity
Source: RefSeq, a predicted model, not a curated record